Messenger RNA from Xenopus tropicalis (tropical clawed frog), 2859 nucleotides. RefSeq names its product LIM homeobox transcription factor 1 alpha (gene lmx1a). Gene Ontology annotation, cellular component: nucleus. NCBI's taxonomy places the organism in Eukaryota, Metazoa, Chordata, Amphibia, Anura, Pipidae. Gene Ontology annotation, molecular function: DNA binding; DNA-binding transcription factor activity, RNA polymerase II-specific; sequence-specific double-stranded DNA binding. Gene Ontology annotation, biological process: dopaminergic neuron differentiation; regulation of DNA-templated transcription. The transcript is spliced from 9 exons. The record is from RefSeq and is a predicted model, not a curated record. The coding region runs from base 815 to 1957 and encodes 380 amino acids.
GACUCUAUGCAAAUCAGAUAGUUUUCAGGUAUUCAGCAACAGUCUCCCCACACAGACUGAUAAAAGCACAGGAGGGGCCAAUAUCCUCUCCGCCAGACUCUCUGCCUUCAGAAAUCUGCAUAAGAGUAAGGGGUGGGCUGCCAGCAGUGACAGGUGUCAAGAGGGUGGGUCACUGGACAAGCCUAGUGACAGCUCCAUGCUAACCUGCACUCACUAGCUUCCUGACAGUCUGACAAGACUAAGAGAGUCCCUGGCACUUGCAAAGGGAGGAUCCUUACAGCAGUCCUUGCUUAUGGUGUAUCCAUAGCAGCCAGUCCAUCUUAACAGGACCAUCCCAGCACAGCUGUGUCAGUCAGUGUGCUUCUCGCUACCUGCUCCUGAGAUCCUGUGGUACAGCUGUUUCUGUGGCUGUCAUUUCCUACUGGGGACCUGAUACAACUCCCACACACUCAGUAAGCCAGUGGGUACCGGCACUUACUGAGGAGUGGAUCGGAUUUCCAUAGAAGCACUGUGUCAGUGUGUGGAGACCUACUGGGGAAGAUUGUGUGGGUACAUCCUGAAGAGGUGAUUGGAGUCCUAUAGGAGCAGAGUGUCACAGAGUAAAGAGACCUACUGAGCAGCUGAUCAGAUCCCAUAGGAGCUCAGAGUCAGUGUGUAGGCAUCUUCUACUGAGUAGCUGAUCGGAUAAUAGCACUGGGUUAGUGUCUGUGAAGCUGCACCCCCAUUCUACUGAGACCCCCACACCGGCCCUGGCCAGUUUUCUGUCCCUGUUGCGGAGCUGCUAGGUGCUUCCCUGCAUAGCUAGAUUGUCAGAAUGUUGGAUGGACUGAAAAUGGAAGAAAAUAUACAGAACGUCAUUGAAACUUCAGCAGCACUUUCCUCCCUGUUCGGUCGAGGCAUGGAGCAGAAGUGGGUAUGUGAGGGAUGCGAGAGGGUCAUUUGUGACCGAUUUCUUCUCCGAAUAAGUGACAGUCUAUGGCAUGAACAGUGUGCCCAAUGCUGCACCUGCAAAGAACCCCUGGAAAGCAGCUGUUUCUACCGAGACAAAAAGCUUUACUGUAGGAACGACUAUGAGAAGCUGUUUGCUGUCAAAUGUGGAACCUGCCUAGAUACCAUAACUCCCAGUGAGUUUGUCAUGAGAGCACAGAAAAACGUCUACCACUUGGGCUGCUUCUGCUGCUGUGUAUGUGAUCGGCAGCUCCAAAAGGGUGAUGAGUUUGUUCUGAAAGACGGACAGCUGCUGUGCAAGAGUGACUAUGAGAGAGAAAGAGAUCUGCUCAGCCUGGUGAGCCCAGCAGCCUCUGAUUCAGGUAAAAGUGAAGAUGAAGAUGAUGCUGGGAAAUUUGAUGACAGCAAGGGUCCAGAGGAUGGAAAAGAUCAAAAACGUCCCAAGAGGCCAAGAACUAUCUUAACAACACAGCAGCGCAGGGCAUUUAAGGCUUCCUUUGAGGUCUCCUCCAAACCUUGCAGGAAGGUGAGAGAGACCCUGGCAGCUGAAACUGGCCUCAGUGUUCGUGUGGUACAAGUCUGGUUCCAAAAUCAAAGAGCCAAGAUGAAAAAGCUGGCAAGGAGACAGCAGCAACAGCAGCAGCAGCAAGAUCAGCAGAACCCAAGCCGCAUUCCCUCAGCUCAAACACAUAAUUCAAGCAGCUCCAGCGUUGAAGGAAUCAUGAAUGUUUUCACUACCCUGCCACAGCAGCAACUUCUUUCCUUAGAGCAGAAUAUUUACAGUGCUGACCCAUUUCAGCAAGGUCUUACUCCCCCACAGAUGCCUGGAGACCACAUGCACCCCUAUGGUGGUGAGUCCCUUUUUCACGAUAUUGACAGUGAUGAUGCUUCCCUUAACAACCUGAGUGAGUGCCUUCUACCAGGACCAGAAUUAGGAUCUAUCCAGGGCAGAGUUGGAAACCCAAUUGAUCGCCUUUACUCUAUGCAAAACUCUUAUUUCACAUCCUGAAGAGCCAACCUUAGUGCUAGAACAGAUAUUACGGAAACUCUGGUAUCUUGGUGUUUGGCACUUUUUUCGAUUAUGCCACACUUUAUUAAAAUAAUAGCAGACUGUUUCCUGCCAAUGAUUCUUCUAAGGACAUGAAAGCUAAAACAUUGUGUACACUUAACUUCCACAGUAACAUUUUCAUUGGCGCUGCAAGCAAACAGAAUGCAAGGGUACCGAAAACACUGGCUGUUUUUUUGUGAGGCUAAAACCAAACAUGCUAACUCUUGAACUGUCCAGCUGCUGUUAAGUCAACAGUCCACUGAAUAUCCUGAGCUGCUGCUACAACUGAAAUAUGGCCGUACAACUGGAUUCUGGAUUUCUCAUAAUUAAUUUGAAUAAUGAUGAUCAAGUGCGACACUUGGACUAAACUAAAUACGUCUCUAAACAUACAGUAGCUGACAUCUUUAUGGAAACUAUGGUGAUAAAGCACCACUCUGCUACUCAGUAUGCAUGCAGUGUUACCAGAAGGAAUAUACAAAAACUGUGCAACAUUGCUAAUACCUGUGAACAUCACCAGCAAUGGUCCAACAUGAAUUCAGGUUGAAACAAUACCUAAUCGUUUGAACUGAAAAUCGGUCUUACUAUAGAGAUAGAAAAGACAGCGUUGUUGGUACUUGUGCCAUCAGCCAUACACUGGAAAAUAGUAGACUGAUAAUUAUAUUUUUUCGUAUUCACUUUACUAACUGAAUUGCUCUGAUACAGAUUGUACAGACAGGCAGCAUUGUCUUUGGGAUAUAUUUAAUAUUGCACAUAUGUGCACUUAACUUAUACAAAAUAGUAAUUUGCAUUAUAAUCUUGUAGUAGAUAGGAAAAUCUUGUGUCAGCCAUUCUACGUGAAUUAAAUGUUCUUGUGUUUCAUCCAA